UGAAGAAGAGGAGGAGGAUGCCUGCUGCUGCGCCCUGCCAAUGCUGAGAGGAAGAGGGGAGGAGGAAGGAAACGAGGAGAGAAGGGAAGGAGAGAGAGAGAGAGGGGGGCUAGUGGAUGUAGCUCUAGCUGUGGGCCGGGGGGUGAGCUACCUAGCCCGGGCUGCUCUGCUGAAACAUCCAUGGGUGGCUGUGUCGGGAGCCACCACGACUCCUCCGGCAGCUUGAACGAGAACUCGGACGGCACUGGAGUGGCUCUAGGGCGUAACCAGCCCCUGAAGAGAGAGCGGCCUAAAUGGAAAAGUGACUACCCGAUGACUGAAGGCCAGCUGCGCAGCAAGAGAGAUGAGUUCUGGGAUACGGCGCCAGCAUUCGAGGGCCGGAAGGAGAUCUGGGAUGCGCUGCGGGCGGCGGCCAGCGCCUUUGAGAGCAAUGACCACCUGCUGGCUCAGGCCAUCCUCGACGGGGCCAGCAUCACACUGCCGCACGGAGCUCUGACUGAAUGUUACGAUGAACUGGGGAAUCGAUACCAGCUGCCAGUCUACUGCCUCUCUCCUCCCGUCAACAUGAUCGAAGAGCGCUCCGACGAGCCCGACGGUUCAGAUCCAGACUCCGGGGCCGCAGACCCGUCCACGGGAAGCGCCAGCGACGCCGGCUCAGGAGGGGAGUGCCAGCUUCGACUCCGGCUCUCCACGGGUCGCGACCUCCGGCUGGCGGUCCGUUCCUCGGACACGGUGGGCAUGAUGAAGCGUCGUCUACACAGUCAGGAGGGCGUGCCUGCCGCAACCCAGCGCUGGUUUUUCUCAGGUCGGCCGCUGACUGACAGGCUGCGCUUGGACCAACUCAACAUCUCCAGGGACUACGUAGUGCAGGUCAUCCUCAGCCAGCCGCCACCGUCGGAGCCGGAGUCGGAGUCAACACCAGGACACACACCAGAGGCCUCUGGGCCGGCGGCAGAGGAGGGAGUGGCUGCACUGCUGCAAGAGCCCACGCCGGUGGAGAAUUAACUCCCCCCAACCUGGCAGCGUGGAGGGGGGGCAGUAUAAAAGAAGGAGGAUAACAAGGGAGAUGAAAUGAAUGAAAGUUGAUUCUGACUCUUCUCUUUCUCUUCUUCUUCUUCUCUUCUCUUCUUCUCUUCUCGUUGUUUUUGCUGAGAAGGGCUUUGUGUGGGCAGAGGUCGGCCUUCUGCCGGAGCAAAACGACUCUUGAAUCGAGAAAAGACUCUUCCUUUUGGUUUUACACGUUGAAAUUUUGACCUUUUUGAAGUCUUUUUAACUGUUCCUAUGGAAACCAAACAACAAAAAAGAGAACUAUGUCAGAUGGCGUUUAGGGUUUUCUUAGCAACACUGAUGUUUUCGAAUGUGUCUGUGUUUCAGUUUCCAUUCAAGUUCUGCUCUCUGGCAAAGCUUGGUCAACAGAAAUCUGUUCAUGAGGCUACAGGGUUAUACAUACAUUUAUAAAUACAUUUCCAUUACAACACGGGCAGUUCAGAAAGGAGAAAGGUUAACAAUCAUGACAGUUAUUCUUAAUUAUAUGUGAAUCAAAUCAACUUCCUCACUUGGGGAUUAAGUCAGUUUGCUAUAUGCUGUAAAGAAAAGGUCGCUGGUUAGUAAACAGAUGUGUCCUCCCUCUCGUCAAGAGGCUGCCGCUGGAUUAGACGCUUUAUUUCACUCUGCUUCACAGAACAAUCAGAGCAAUCAUGUAAUAAACAUUAAGUAGUCAGCCUGUGUGUUUGUGUGAGUGUGUGGAUAAGCGUGUGUGUGCGUGGAUGCUCAUAUAUGAUCAAGACACAACCACAUUAUUCAUGUGGCAAAAGGAUGGAGCAUCAGAAACACAGUUGCAUAUUUUGAUUAAAAAUAGAAUGUUUUUAAUUAAAAUUGAUCAUUGUUUCUA
Molecule: messenger RNA, 1891 nt
Organism: Sebastes umbrosus (honeycomb rockfish)
Lineage: Eukaryota; Metazoa; Chordata; Actinopteri; Perciformes; Sebastidae
Gene: ubtd2
Product: ubiquitin domain containing 2
Exons: 3
Coding region: 181-1005 (274 amino acids)
Molecular function (GO): protein binding
Source: RefSeq, a predicted model, not a curated record